Messenger RNA from Labrus bergylta (ballan wrasse), 4129 nucleotides. It is a transcript of the gene gpc2, whose product is annotated as glypican 2. Lineage: Eukaryota; Metazoa; Chordata; Actinopteri; Labriformes; Labridae. Gene Ontology annotation, biological process: regulation of protein localization to membrane; cell migration; smoothened signaling pathway. The record is from RefSeq and is a predicted model, not a curated record. Gene Ontology annotation, cellular component: extracellular region; synapse; cell surface.
CAUUCACACUCCCUUCACAUCUCCGACCAGUAGCAGUGGAUCUCCCUGGGAGGACAAAUGAAGUGGACCCGGUGGAUGGAAACAUAUGUGUGAUGAGAACAAACAUCCCGGAUGCAUCUGUUCACUGCACUCAUCAUCAGGGGAAAGCGAUGAGUGAUUUAACCCACUGACGUUUGGGAUACUCUUUACUCUUUUGACUUUUGCUUGCAUCUAAACCGGCCAGUCAUUCAUUUAUUUAUAGAGGUGCUGCACCCUCAGUCUGGUUUCUUACCCCCCCUCCCCACCCCCCGCCCGCCCGCCCUGCUGUCUGAGUCCCGCGGUGCAGGAUGGAUACCCGGCUAUGCCUCUCCAGGUACCCGCUGCUGGUGCUGCUCUGCGCGGCGUGUGCACUGUCGGGGACCCGGAGCCCCGUGGCUUCAGCGGGGAGGAGCUGCGCCGACACCCGGCAGGUGUACUCAGAGAAGGGGUACAGCACAGGGACUGCGCCGAUGACUCAAAUCUCCGGUGAGCACCUGCGGCUCUGCCCUCAGGACUACACCUGCUGCUCCAGUCAGAUGGAGGAGACGCUGGCCCUCCAGAGCGAGAGGGACUUCCUCAAAGCGGUCGAGGAAAACAGCCAGUUCCUCCUGACUACCUUUACCCAGAGACACCGCAGGUUUGAUGAGUUCUUCAGGGAGCUGAUAGACUUGUCAGAGAAGUCCAUGAACCAGAUGUUUACCAAGACCUACGGCCGGCUUUUUACCCAGAAUGCACACGUCUUCCAGGAGCUGUUUGUGGAGCUGAGGAGAUACUAUUCAGGGGGCAGCGUGAGUCUCUCUGAGGUGCUCUCAGACUUCUGGUCCAGGCUGGUGGAGCGGGUCUUCUCUCUGGUGAACCCGCAGUAUCAGUUCAGUGAGGACUACCUGGAGUGUGUCAGCAAACACGCCGAGCAGCUGCAGCCGUUCGGGGAUGUCCCUCGCAAACUGCGAGUACAAGUGUCGAGGGCGUUCAUCGCAGCCAGGUCUCUCUCCCAGGCUUUAGCUACAGGUCGGGAUAUCGUCAACAAAGCAACCAAGCUGACUGCAGAUUCUGAGUGUGUGCGUGGGCUGAUGCGUCAGUGGUACUGCCCUCUUUGUCGGGGCAUGCCCUCCCUGCGACCCUGCCACUCCCUGUGCCUUAACGUGAUGAAGGGCUGCCUGGCCAAUCAGGCCGACCUGGACACCGAGUGGAACAAUUUCAUUGAUGCUCUGUACCAGGUUUCAGAGAAGCUGGAGGGCCCGUUCAACAUGGAGCUGGCAUCUGACUCCAUCUCUGUGAAAGUGUCGGAGGCCAUCAUGCACAUGCAGGAGAACAGCGUCAGCAUCUCGACCAAGGUGUUUCAAGGUUGUGGAAACCCAAGGCCAGCUCCGGGACGGUCCAAACGCUCCCCCAAAGAGUCCGGGGGCAACAGGAGGCCCUUCCGCACCUACACCCCGGAGGAGAAACCUACGACGGCUGCAGGCACUAACCUGGACCGGCUGGUUACAGAGCUGAAGGAGCGACUGCGGCCCAUGCGUGGCUUCUGGGUGUCCCUCCCACACACCAUCUGCAACGAUGAAAAGAUGGCUACCGACGUCACUAAUGAGGACCGCUGCUGGAACGGGCAGACCCGAGGGAGGUAUCUCCCGGAUGUGACAGGUGACGGGCUGGUGAGUCAGAUCAACAACCCUGAGGUGGAGGUGGACAUCGCCCGGCCAGACGUGAGGACCAGACAGCUGAUCAUGGAGCUGAGGGUGGCUACCAAUAAACUGAGACACGCUCAAAGCGGACAGGACAUGGACUUCAUGGAUAGUGAGGAGGGCAGCGGCUCAGGAGGUGGCGAUCACGGAGAUAGGUACAACGAUGAUUGGCCAGGUUAUGGGCCUAACUCUCCCUCUUACAACAACAAACCCCCCCUUAACCCCGCCUCCAACCCGGCCAAGCCACCUCGGAUCAGAGAAAGAAACGGGUCCAAGUGGAAGAAAAACAACGGCCACGGGAGGGUUAGGUCCGCCUCCAGCCGGCUCUCUUUCUCCCUGCUGUCAUUGUUGUCUCUGCCUUUCGUGGUCAAUGUCGCCCCCAUGUGGAGAUAGCUGCUUAUUGCGAUCUGUGAGUCGAGGUGUGUUGUCUUUUGGGGAUCUAAAGCACAUUAAGAAAUGAAGUCAUUCCAUUUGGGUACACCAGCAAAACAAAGAGACUAAACAGGCUCAAUUAGCAAUAAUCAAAAAAACCUGUUUACAGCACAACGUAAGAGAGUUCAAAGAAAUGUUCCAAAACAGACUUCACACGACGUUGAUGGAUACAAACAUGACCUAAUAAGUAUUUAAACUUUAUUUUAGUGCCAUUCAUAAGAAGUUUGAACUUUUGGAGUCUGAAUCCCGAGAGGCGUUCAGUGAUGGAGGGUUCAUGUUGGCGGUGAAAAGCGGAACAAAAGCACUGAAAUGAGCGUGCAGCAUGUUUUGGAAGAUGGUGCUUACGGGGCAACUUGCAGGUCGAAGCCUCCAGCGAACAUAAAGUUCAAGAAAACACAUGAAUUAGUUCUCCGCAGAGACUUCUGGAAUCACUUUUGAAUGUUUGCGUUCAUCACCUCUCGCUGUGAGGAGCAUGUGUGAACAACCAGGUCAGGUCAGUCCUCCUGAAAUGUUCUAGAUAUUUUCAGGGGAGCAAACGUCUAAAGUGUUUGAGAUGACAUCACGUUAGCAGAUGUGUUCUCUUGAUGAAAGUGCGACCUUGAAAGUUGGUUUUCGGCAGGAAGCGGCUCCCUCCUCUUUCCAGUCCUGCGUACCGCCACUGAAUCUGUAAGAGGUACUCAGGACUGGACCGCCCCGGCCUCAUGUCCCCCCUUGGUUUAAUAAAUACAGUAAAUAAUCUGACCUGCAGGUUGCCCUUUAAGUUCUCGUGUUCACUUUGUCUUUGAGAUCGAGAUUUAGUUUCGCUCUCAGCGGGAACGUUUACCGCCUUCUCUCAGAACACGAGACAAUUCAUCGAGAUGAUCAUGAUCUCAGUCGGCGUGUAGUCAGAAAAAAAGAGGUGUUCAUGUAAUUUGAUAUUAAACCUCUGUGUUUUGGCCUCGAUAUCAAAGAGCAUUAACUGUUUGACCCCCAAGCGGCGUUUGUCUGAAAGUAACUGAGUGCUAAAGUUACUUAGCGGGAGACGCUGUCGUUUAAUGUAAUAUAUUCAUGUUUUUAAUUUAUUUGUAAUAUAUUUGUUUGUUCUAAAUGUUAUUAUGAUUUAUAAGGACAGGGUUCUGUGUGUGUGUGUGUGUGUGUGUGUGUGUGUGUGUGUGUGUGUGUUGAUGACGACAUGCUCGUAUGUUUUCUUAAUAAUGUGCUUUUCUACUUAUUUUCCGUGAACACGUCGAGCGAGCUCAUCGUUUACAGACGUAAACAUUUAAAGGCUUCCAGGAACCGCGGCCACGUUUACACGAGAACGCCGCGCUGAAAACCGAAAGGCUAAGUGCUGCUGCGCAUGUGGAUCCUGAAAAACGACUAAAAACUCUGCAGUACCAGGUCAGGCCAGUAGAUGGCGCUGUGACUUUGUAAUGAAACAACACGCCAUGUGCACAGGCUGUUCCUUCUGCAGAGCGGUGAGGUGUAAACAAACAAAACAUUUUGACAAAAUGUCGACUGAGUCGUGACAGUCGAUGUUUUCAGAAACAGAACUCAGAAGUCGGCCAUUGUUGUUGUAGUCCACCUCCUCGCUCACGACCAUCGACCGGAACUGAAAUGCACACGCCGUAGAGUCUACGUUUUUAGAGAAGCAGCGUUUUCCAGUCGACACGUCGACGGAGACGCUGCUGUAUGUUUAAAGUUUGCACAGUGAAAACGCCGUUGUGGUGUAAACAAACAGCCAAACCGUGAAAGUUUACCGUGUUAAGAUGAAGUGUUGUCGUGUAAACGAGGCCUCAGUUGUUGGCCCACAAACACACAAACAGUAUUCUACAGCUGGAGUACGUCACGGCCUGGAUGAGCUGCGGUCGGGUUCGGAGGUCGUUAGUUGGUUCUGUAGGACAAACUCACACAUUCCCUUUUCUGUGUCAGCGUUGCACAACUUUUUAAUGUUAUUGUAACGGCUUUUUUUUGGUAAUGAACAAGUGAUAUUUUCUGCUUCAUUAAAAAACAAUCACAAAGUU